Molecule: messenger RNA, 2670 nt
Organism: Bombus pyrosoma
Lineage: Eukaryota; Metazoa; Arthropoda; Insecta; Hymenoptera; Apidae
Product: sphingomyelin phosphodiesterase 4
Exons: 14
Coding region: 121-2493 (790 amino acids)
Biological process (GO): ceramide biosynthetic process; glycerophospholipid catabolic process; sphingomyelin catabolic process
Molecular function (GO): sphingomyelin phosphodiesterase D activity
Source: RefSeq, a predicted model, not a curated record
UUUGUUGUGGUGGUAAACAUUACAACUUAAUUUGUGUAUAAAGCGCGAAAUAAGUAAUCGCAGUUAUACUUUCAUAAAUGUUAUUUCUAACAAUUCACGUAAACUCAAAUAAAUACGGACAUGGCUGCAUCCUCAGACGUUGCUACGAUCAAACUACAAAGAUACAUAAAUAUGCCAUUGGUACAAAGAUGCAAGGAAAUAGCAACGCUGAUAGAUGAAUCAAGCACAACAGAAUUGCAACAUGUAUUUUCCAUAUUAGUAGACUCGUUGUUCGGGAUAACUGAUAACAUUGGUUGGGGACUACAUAGCAUCACUUUUAAGAAAAAUCCACAGGAGCAUGAAACACUUUGUAACUUUCUUAAUCCACAAGGACCAGUUUUUUCUUUAUGUUAUAAGUUAUUGCCAGAUUGUUACUUGAAAUACAACUUUCCAGUUUCAUUUUUACCUGUAAAGAUACGUUCGAUGUUAGAGGAAGGAGUAAUACCCCCAUUUUAUCUAGACAAAAUCAGAGAUGACCAGGGUACACGUGGUGUAUCUGCUUUAAAUAUGAAUCCCUUUGAAUAUUACAUCUUCCACUUUGCAUAUCAUUUGACAAACCCCUGGCUGCAGGUGCAGCAACAGGAGAAUAUCUGGAUCAAUUGGGAAACUGUUUAUGUUCAAUUAGCACACUGUUACUUAUAUCAUUUUCUACCUAAAGAUAAUUCUCCAGUUCUGCCAAUAAUUAGUCCAUACAUUAGGAAAACACCUCAACGGAAAUUAGUACAAUCACCCGAAUCUAAAAGAAAUUAUUACAGAAUACAAACACCGCGACUUUUGAGAACGUCGAUAUUAUCACCGGGAUCUCCGAAUUCUACAACGAGCGUUCCACAGCAACAAUGUUUACCGCAAGUUUGGAGAAGUGAAACCGUAGUUCAAGUAUUUCUCGACUUCUGGGUAGAAUACAUAGAAGAUGAUCAAUUAAAUCCACGAUUAAGCACAUCAUAUUCUGCGUCCGUUCCACGUCGACACAGCAUCCAUUCCGGAGAGCAUAUACGUUUAGUGCGAGCAUUUAUAAAAACUUUGCAUGAAUUUGCAAAUAGCGCGAUAGGCGACAGAAGUGCGAUGGAUGAACUUAAACGAAUUAUUUUGCCUUCUGUUCAAGGCAAAAUCUACACAUUCCUUCGGAAAGCCAUACAUCAUUGGCCAUUAGAUAGUUCCUUUAGAUUGAUUCUUGAAGCUUGGUUAAGUUUUAUCCAACCAUGGAGAUAUUUCCCUGGUAUAACGUAUACUAAGGAAGGUAAAGCAGAAGAGGAAGAGAGGGGAAAGAUACAUGAUGCAUAUAGAUGGAUGCCUUUCAUAGCAUAUAAUCUACUAGCUUAUACAGCAAUAUUUCAACAAUUACUUCCACGAUUUAUGAGAACAGAUCUUGUAGCUCCAAAGAAUGCGUUAAUGUUAUUCAGAGUUACAAAAGUUUUUUCGCAACCGUAUUUAGCAAAAAUAAUAUGCGAAAUUGAAAGUCACAUGGAUGAUGUUGGAUUAAGCAGAAGUCGAGUAUCUACAAAUCAAUGGACUUCAACUGUACGACAACAAAUUUUAGAGCUUGAAGGACCGACAUACCAAUACGUUUUAAUGUUUUCUACGGCUACUAUUUCACAGGUCGUAUGUCUAUUAGGCACAAUUAAACAAGCACAUUUAACAGCAACUAGUUUAAUCGACGCAUUGGAAAAGAAAAGAAAAAACAGACCAUUUCUGUUAGCACUAUGGGAAUUUUUUAAUGGUGAAGAUUAUUCUUCGGAUGAUAUUGGUAUAGAGGAAAGGCGUCGUGUCCCUGUUUAUCUAGCGAAUGCACAGCAACAGUUAAUUGAUAUUUUCGAGAUUAAAGUAGAAGACAUUCCUCAGGUAGCUAUUGAAGCUGACCAAGAAUACCAUGAGAGUAUUCUAUCGACAUCCUUCUGUCACCAAUCACAAAUGGAUUCUAGUUUAGAUACAAGCAAACCAGGUGUUUUUGUACCUAAUCAGAAAGAUAGACAGACAUGUCAAUAUAUUGAAUACAUGGGAGAUCCGGAAUUGCAACCAGUUCGAAGUAACGAAUGCGCGUUACUUGUUAGAAAUUUAUAUAAACUCUGUACAUACAUAAAUGUGAAGUACCGACAUAAGAUAACUAAGAUGUACCAUCGACGUGGUUUCUUCGGCAGCAUUUGCCGACAGAUAUUACAAUCACCAACGAAAGUCGUGAAGCUACCAAAACGAACACAAACUGGGUUGUCCAGCGGGUACGAGGAACGUAUUCCGCCUCGACUUAGUUUACGUCCGUUAGCUAAUUAUAGUCUACUCGUAAUCAUAAGUUUUGGAACAUUUAUUGCCUGGUUUACAAACUAUGGAGUCUUCACGGUCCUUGGGUUCGCCUUUGCUCUAUGGUUCGUAUACAUAAUAAUACGAGCAACGUUGGAACCAUGGACACGAUCAAACAGAAACACAUUCAGGGCUAAUACUACGGCAUUUUCUAUGAACUAAUCAAUCAUACAAUUAUUCUAUUGUAUACAAAUUAACUUGCAUCACUGUACAAUAUUCCAUGCAAUUCCAAAUAUCUAUAUAAAAAUAUAUAAUGUUUGAAAUUUUGAUAAUUUAAAAGUAAUUUAAAGAAUAUGACAUACAUGAUUUUUUUAAGACGUAAAAAAUUGUUGUUUUUUA